Haliotis rufescens (red abalone) is the source of this 1398-nucleotide messenger RNA. RefSeq lists its product as uncharacterized. The transcript has 2 exons. Gene Ontology annotation, cellular component: extracellular matrix. The record is from RefSeq and is a predicted model, not a curated record. Gene Ontology annotation, biological process: extracellular matrix organization. The coding region runs from base 1 to 1398 and encodes 465 amino acids. Lineage: Eukaryota; Metazoa; Mollusca; Gastropoda; Lepetellida; Haliotidae.
AUGGAGGUGAACUCCAAGAUUCAUACUUCCCACAUCCCAGGUGGACACAAGAAUCAUACUUCCCACAUCCCAGGUGGACACAAGAUUCGUACUACCCACAUCCCAGGUGGACACAAGAUUCGUACUACCCACAUCCCAGGUGGACACAAGAUUCGUACUACCCACAUCCCAGGUGGACACAAGAUUCGUACUACCCACAUCCCAGGUGGACACAAGAUUCGUACUACCCACAUCCCAGGUGAACACAAGACUCGUACUACCCACAUCCCAGGUGAACACAAGAUUCGUACUACCCACAUCCCAGGUGGACACAAGAUUCGUACUACCCACAUCCCAGGUGGACACAAGAUUCGUACUACCCACAUCCCAGGUGGACACAAGAUUCGUACUACCCACAUCCCAGGUGGACACAAGAUUCGUACUACCCACAUCCCAGGUGGACACAAGAUUCGUACUACCCACAUCCCAGGUGGACACAAGAUUCGUACUACCCACAUCCCAGGUGGACACAAGAUUCGUACUACCCACAUCCCAGGUGGACACAAGAUUCGUACUACCCACAUCCCAGGUGGACACAAGAUUCGUACUACCCACAUCCCAGGUGGACACAAGAUUCGUACUACCCACAUCCCAGGUGGACACAAGAUUCGUACUACCCACAUCCCAGGUGGACACAAGAUUCGUACUACCAACAUCCCAGGUGGACACAAGAUUCGUACUACCCACAUCCCAGGUGGACACAAGAUUCGUACUACCCACAUCCCAGGUGGACACAAGAUUCGUACUACCCACAUCCCAGGUGAACACAAGACUCGUACUACCCACAUCCCAGGUGAACACAAGACUCGUACUACCCACAUCCCAGGUGGACACAAGACUCGUACUACCCACAUCCCAGUUGGACACAAGACUCGUACUACCCACAUCCCAGGUGAACACAAGACUCGUACUACCCACAUCCCAGGUGGACACAAGACUCGUACUACCCACAUCCCAGGUGGACACAAGACUCGUACUACCCACAUCCCAGGUGGACACAAGAUUCGUACUACCCACAUCCCAGGUGGACACAAGAUUCGUACUACCCACAUCCCAGGUGGACACAAGAUUCGUACUACCCACAUCCCAGGUGGACACAAGAUUCAUACUUCCCACAUCCCAGGUGGACACAAGACUCGUACUACCCACAUCCCAGGUGGACACAAGACUCGUACUACCCACAUCCCAGGUGGACACAAGACUCGUACUACCCACAUCCCAGGUGGACACAAGAAUCAUACUUCCCACAUCCCAGGUGGACACAAGAUUCGUACUACCCACAUCCCAGGUGGACACAAGAUUCGUACUACCCACAUCCCAGGUGUACACAAGACUCGUACUACCCACAUCCCAGGUUGA